CCACUGCUACCACUCUGUCUCAUAUAUAUAUAUAUGUAUAUAUAUGAGAGUGUCAAUAAUUGGUAAGUGUAGGUGAAGAGUAUAUGGAUAUUUUAUGAUACUAUUUUUUUUUUCCAAAGAGAAAGUUGGGAAAAAAGAGAAAAGGAAGGGGCUGAAAGGAUAAUUUAAUUUCCUAAUUGUAUUUUCUUAGGCUAUUAUUAAAUGAAUUAUAGCUAAGCAGUGAAAACAAAACAUUUAUUUGGGUAUGGUUUUAUAUUUAGGAGUGAAUCCAGUUACUAGUGACUCAACUGUAAGAAUUAUUAAAUUGGUAAUGCAGUUUUUGUUGCUUGUUAGAGAGACUUCUCAUCCUUUAUGGUUUAUACUUUGGAAGCAAAUAAGCUCUAGAGGAAAUGGAACAGGUAUGUAAUAAGGAAUUUAAGUUUUUCUUGUAAGUUUGGAAAUACUUAAUAAAUUCUAACUUUUCAUUAUCACAAGACUUUUAAAAUUACCUGUGAUUAUAGGUAUCUAUAAAAGUAAUUAUAUUGAUUUAUCCCUUUUUUCUAGGUUAAAAAAAUAAGUAUGUUUUAUUGGUGGUAGCUAAGUGGAUCUCGUUGAUAAAGGUGGAGAUAUAAAUAUAUUGGUGUAAAAGGACAAUAAGAGAUAAGACUAUGUAUUUAUUGCCCAUUUAUGUAAUUACAUGGGUCACUAAGGACAAAGGUCCUUAAAGACGAAAAGCAGAGUAGAAACAGUUCCCUAUAGUAAGAUAGAUGAAUUUGCUACCUCUUACCUCUUCAUGAAUUUUUUUUUAAAUGUAUGGUUGUAUAUCCUUCCAGUUUUAUAAUUACAUUUGAAAACUCAACCAUCUUUCUGGGCACAACUUGAUGGCCGAAGAUAUGCUUCACUCCAAUAAAAAGAAAAUGAAGAUUUUUCAAGAGCAUUCGUAGGCUUCGAAUCAAAAGGACAGUACUUACUUCCUGAGGUCUGAUAACCAUUGUUUUAUGAGGAAAUAGUACUAGGAUCACAGUACCAUGGAUGUGGUAGGCGAAAAUGAGGCCCUGCAGCAGUUCUUUGAAGCUCAGGGAGCCAAUGGUACUCUGGAGAACCCAGCCCUGGACACAAGUCUGUUGGAGGAAUUCUUGGGCAAUGACUUUGAUUUGGGGGCCUUGCAACGCCAGCUCCCAGACACCCCGCCCUAUUCUGCAUCCCACUCCUGCUCUCCUCCGCAGGUCAAAGGUGCAUGCUACCGAGCCCCGAGGCCCACAGCUAGGAGGACUCCAGCUCCUUUUCUCCACCCCACAGCUGCUCCUGCGAUGCUGCCCAUGCACCCGCUGCAGAGCACCUCUGGAAUGGGCGACUCCAGCCAAAUCCACGGAGGCUUUCACAGCUGCCACUCAAACGCCAGUCAUCUUGCCACCCCCCUGGACCAAUCCGUGUCCUCCCAUCUGGGGAUAGGUUGUUCUUACCAUCAGCAGCCUCUGUGUCACAGCCCUGGAGCCUCACUGCCUCCAGCCAAGAAGAGAAAGUGCACACAGGCACUGGAGGACUCCGGGGAAUGCCGAGUGUGGGCCUGCCACUGCAGACCGAUGACAAGUAGGAGUCACAGCAGUGAAGUCCAGGACCCUGACAGUGAGGGACAGAACGGAAUGCCUACAGACCAGUGCUCUCCUGCUCUGAAGUGGCAGCCAUACCAUAGUGUUCCUUGGCACAGCUUAUUAAACAGUCAUUAUGAAAAACUACCUGAUGUGGGCUAUCGAGUUGUAAUAGACAAAGGAUUUAACUUUUCACCAGCAGAUGAAGCUUUUGUUUGCCAAAAGAAGAAUCAUUUUCAGAUAACCAUUCACAUCCAAGUUUGGGGAAGUCCAAAAUUUGUUGAAACCGAGAUGGGCCUAAAGCCAAUAGAAAUGUUUUACUUGAAAGCUUUUGGCAUUAAGGUAGAAGCCACCAAUCAAAUAAUUGCUAUUGAACAGUCCCAAGCAGAUAGGAGCAAAAAGAUUUUCAAUCCUGUUAAAAUUGAUCUACUGACUGACCAGGUCACCAAAGUAACGCUGGGACGAUUACACUUCAGUGAAACCACAGCAAAUAAUAUGAGAAAAAAGGGAAAACCAAAUCCAGACCAGAGAUACUUCAUGUUGGUGGUUGGACUGUAUGCUGCUAAUCAAGACCAGUUCUAUCUGUUGUCUGCCCACAUCUCUGAAAGGAUCAUUGUAAGGGCCUCUAACCCUGGGCAAUUUGAAAAUGACAGUGAUGCCUUGUGGCAGCGAGGACAAGUUCCAGAAUCUGUUGUCUGUCACGGUCGAAUAGGAAUCAACACAGAUGCGCCGGACGAAGCCCUGGUUGUCUGUGGCAACAUGAAAGUGAUGGGGACCAUCAUGCAUCCCUCUGACAGCCGGGCAAAGCAGAAUAUCCAGGAGGUUGACACAAAUGAACAGCUGAAAAGAAUAGCCCAAAUGAGAAUUGUCGAAUAUGACUACAAACCUGAAUUUGCAUCUGCAAUGGGAAUAAACACUGCCCAUCAAACAGGAAUGAUUGCCCAGGAGGUGCAAGAAAUCCUGCCCAGAGCAGUAAGAGAGGGUGGUGAUGUCACCUGUGGAAACGGAGAGACCUUGGAGAACUUCCUCAUGGUGGAUAAGGACCAGAUCUUUAUGGAAAAUGUAGGUGCAGUGAAGCAACUGUGCAAACUAACUAACAACCUUGAGGAGCGAAUAGAAGAGUUAGAAAUAUGGAACAGAAAGCUGGCCCAGCUAAAGCGGCUCAGUAGUUGGAAAUCAUCAGCCAGUGAAGCAAGCACAAUCAGCAAAUCUAGCAGAGCCGUUAGUGCAUCUUCUCCAAGAAGGGCCGUUCAUAGAAAAAACAACAAGGUUUAUCUUUCAGGAAAAAGACAGGCGUGUCCUAAUUGGGUUUUCCAGACCUUGGUUAUAACUCUGAUUGCUGUGAUGGCAUUUUGUGCUUUGACGAUAGUUGCCCUUUAUAUACUUAGCUUAAAAGAUCAAGACCAACGUGUCCCAAAUCUCCCUCCAAGCAAUAUCACAAGCUCUCAGGAGCCGGCUCUGCUGCCCACAGCCUCCUCCUCAGCAUGUAAUACAUCCCUGGCAACCACACUGGCCUCCUUACAAGUACCUGAAAUUACUUUCUGUGAAAUCCUGCCAUGUCAGGAGACUUAUUGCUGCCCCAUCCGGGGAAUGAAAGAAGUCUUUUCAAGUCCUGUGCAAAGACAAUCUGAGGAGAAGGAAUUCCAUCAGAGGCGAUGGUCAGAAGACAAAAGCAAAUCAGUUUUGGCAAGAAAUGCGCUUAGCGGCCCUGACUGGGAGAGUGACUGGAUUGAUACAACUAUCAGUUCUAUUCAGAUUAUGGAAAUCCAGCAAAUAAUAGAUCAUCAGUAUUGCAGUCGAAGCCUCCAGUGCGGAUCUGGAAAUUAUAAUUACAAUAUUCCUGUUAAUAAACACACACCCACCAAUGUCAAGUUCUCUCUGGAAAUAAACACAACAGAGCCAUUGAUAGUCUUCCAGUGCAAAUUCACCCUUGGAAAUAUAUGUUUCCAUAGUAAAAGGGAAACCAAAGGGAUGGAAAGCCACAGAGAAAUCUCCCAGGAGAUGACACAGGGAUAUCAGCACAUUUGGAGCCUCCCUGUAGCCCCAUUUUCUGACAGCAUGUUCCAUUUCCGCAUAGCUGCACCGGAUUUAGCUGACUGUUCAACUGAUCCUUAUUUUGCUGGGAUAUUCUUCACCGAUUACUUCUUUUACUUCUAUCGACGCUGUGCCUGAUUUGUUCAAGUUUGGGGACUUUACCAAAGAAAAAUAGGAAUACAUUUAACAGAAACCGACAUCCUCUUGCGACUUCUUUUUUCUUCUUUGUAAAACAUUUACGUUUAUUGCUGAAGGACUUUUUCAGGCUUUAGCUUCCAACAGUUUUGAGACAUUAAUGAGGAGAAUAAAAUGUUUGCUGAAACUUGAAAUAAUGUGGUGUUUGAUUUUGCCAUGACUAUGAAGAAAACAUUUCCUGGAGGAAACAGUUCUGUUGAAUUUAAAAAUACUGUUUCUGGUGUUAAGGAAGUCGUGAGCUCAAAGUAAGUAGGUCUAGCCUCUACUUUGUUUUAAUGUAUUUUAAAGCUUUUGAAAAAGCCAAAAGGGCCAUGUCGACUUCGGCCCACUAAACAUAGACUCUUGAGAAUGUGUAAUAUGGUAUGUGGCGGAGUUGUGGGGGGUGGUAUCUGAUGCUGAACUCACAUUUAGGCAAAAAUUGUCCUCUGUGUGUGUGUGUAUUGUAUAAACACAUACGCUAGAGUACAGAAUGUAGUUUGUUAAUAAAAUGGAUUUAAGAGAAAUAAUUACAACUCUGCUUUGCAAUGCUUGAUGGACACUAAACUUUCUGUGUGAGUAGGAUAUGCCCCCUUGUAAAGAUGGAAACUCCUAUACCCCAGAGCGCACUGAAAUGAAUCAAACUAGCCAGUCCUGAGCCUGCUUACUCUGCCUCACCUGUUCCUUCCCUCAGAUUACCACAAUAAAGGGUCAUGUCUGCAGUUCCUCCUCCUCACUCUGCCUCCUGACUGAUCCCAGGGCUUCCCUGGGUGGCUCCCUCUGCCAUGGCAUGCCCCCUUGUCUUGGGGACUGUGAGUAACAAACUAUCAUUUGGAUGGCAAUUAUCUCCUCAUCUGCUGGUCUUAUACUUCAAAUUUUCUAUUAAUACGCCAUUUUUUAGAAAAUGGAGAUCCAAGCCACCCUCACUGUAGUUCCAGGUAACAGGGAUGCUGAAUGACUGGCCUUGCCUUAUCUUACUGUUGGUCUCUGGGUCAAUUAGGAUAAGAAAUUUGAUUUUUUUUUAGCGUCACAGAGGUAAUCAGCAGCAGUAAAACAUCCUCUUCCUUAUUUUCAGCUAUUAUUAAAUAUGUGCCAUAUGGAUGGAAAUUAAUUGUGAGACCCCAACAAUUAAGAAAAGAAAAGAUAUGGCUCUUGCUCUCAUAGAAGGCAUUUUAAAAUAAACAUAUUAACAUAAAGGUUGUUUACCCAGUUAUUAAGAGCUGAGAUUCUGAAGCCAGAUGGUCUUGGCUUAGUCUUGAGUUCAAAUCAUGAUUUUAUCUGUGUAUCUUUAGGCAAGUUAUCUAAUUUCCAUAAGUUGCAAUUUCUUCACUUAUAGAAGAUAGUGAAUAUUUACCACAGACAGGAUGAAAUGAGAUAAUGUAUGUAGAGCACAGAUAGGUUCUAAAUAAAGGUGGGGUGUUAUUGUUAUAUCUCCAUAGAACAGGUUCUAAAUAAAUGUGAGCUGUUAUUGUUAUAUCUCCAUAGAACAGGUUCUAAAUAAAUGUGAGCUGUUAUUGUUAUAUCUUCAUAGAACAGAAUAAUUAUAAAGAUUACAGUGGGAUUAUAAAGGGAUUGAGUAAAUACUCACACAUACAUCAAGGCAUUUUCAACAACUAUAAAAACUAAAUUGUAGGCUGCAUGCAGUGGGAUUACACACCUGUAAUCCCAGCACUUAGGGAGGCCAAGGCGGGUGGAUCACCUGAGCUCAGGAGAUCGAGACCAGCCUGGCCAAGAUGGUGAAACCCCGUCUCUACUAAAAAUACAAAAAUUAGCCAGGUAUGGUGAUGGGUGCCUGUAAUCCCAGCUACUUGGGAGGCUGAGGCAGGAGAAUUGCUUGAACCCAGGAGGCAGUGAGCCGAGAUCACGCCAUUGCACUCCAGCCUGGGCAACAAGAGUGAAACUCCAUCUUAAAAACAAAA
Molecule: messenger RNA, 5692 nt
Organism: Symphalangus syndactylus (siamang)
Lineage: Eukaryota; Metazoa; Chordata; Mammalia; Primates; Hylobatidae
Gene: MYRFL
Product: myelin regulatory factor like
Biological process (GO): protein autoprocessing; positive regulation of DNA-templated transcription
Cellular component (GO): endoplasmic reticulum membrane; nucleus
Molecular function (GO): sequence-specific DNA binding; DNA-binding transcription factor activity
Source: RefSeq, a predicted model, not a curated record